AUGCCUAACGUGUUGACCAAGUUGGCACCAAAAGUAAAUAUGAUUGAAUCGAUGCCCGAGGAGUUCAAAAACAAGGAUUACUCCAACGCCCGACACAUCUCAGGCCUGACCCACGAGAUGCUCAUGUCGUUUGAGAUCCGGGGUAUUGUCGAGGAGAAGAUUGUCCGCAUUCCUCAUCACACAAACACUUUGGCCGACACUAACCUAAUGCUGAGCGAAGCGUUUGGCAAACCAGUGGUCGACAGCGUAGACAUCACCGGCUUUCAGGAGAUGUGCUUUAAGACUAAAAACGCGCUGUAUUUUUACACCAUUAACUAUUGGGCCAUAUUUGCUUUUAUGCUCGACGAUUACCUGGAUCAAGUUAUGGUGAGCGAUGGCGAGGGCAGACAUGUUAUAUGCGAGUGGCAGAAAAAGUAUUUGUUGGGCGAAAGUGACGGCACAACUGGUUUUGACAAAAUGCUCGUAAAGGCUAUGAAACUAACUAAAGCUAUGUUAACGUCUGACCAGUUUGUACGACACGUGAUGUAUGGCGUCGGUUGGAUCGGCACAUACCUGACCGCCAAUCAGACAAAGUUUAAUAACAAACUUAUGACUUAUGAAGAGUAUUGGUAUCAGAGAGAGCGGGACUGUGCGGCUGAUUUAAUAUAUAUAUUUAUGGAGCAAUGCGAUAAUUUAGACGUGGUCAAAUACAGCCUAAUGGAUAACCCUGUUUAUAUCGCAUUUUAUAAAUCGGCGGCCAAACAUUCAAUAAUUGUUAACGACAUCUACUCAGUCAAGUCGGAAGUGUUGAAAGAUCAGGGUAAAUACAGUUAUCUAUACCUGUUAAUGGCACACCAGGGUUGGAACUGUCAACAGGCUGUCGACCAGAUGGUGGCCGAAGUGCACUAUCAAUGGUAUGCGUGUAUUAACUACGGCUCACAACUCGUAGAGUACGGCAUACCUGAGCUGACAGAGUAUGUGCACGAAGUGAUGCAUGAGGUUCGGGGCAAUCUAUGGUGGUCGUCGAUAUUUAAAAAAAACUACUGGUCUGACGCCCGACACAUAUCGAGUUUGACCCACGAGAUGCUCAUAUCAUUUGAGAUCCCGGGUCUCGUCGGGGAGUAG
Medioppia subpectinata is the source of this 1104-nucleotide messenger RNA. The record is from the annotation of a GenBank genome assembly. NCBI's taxonomy places the organism in Eukaryota, Metazoa, Arthropoda, Arachnida, Sarcoptiformes, Oppiidae.